Messenger RNA from Mus pahari (shrew mouse), 3578 nucleotides. It is a transcript of the gene Map7, whose product is annotated as microtubule associated protein 7. The transcript has 18 exons. Gene Ontology annotation, cellular component: microtubule cytoskeleton. The coding region runs from base 687 to 2885 and encodes 732 amino acids. Lineage: Eukaryota; Metazoa; Chordata; Mammalia; Rodentia; Muridae. The record is from RefSeq and is a predicted model, not a curated record. Gene Ontology annotation, biological process: microtubule cytoskeleton organization.
AGAAGUAAUUUCUCGAGUUUCAGUGUCUGUACUGCGUGGCCCUGGCCCUCCCCUUGAAGACUUUUAUUGUUUCUUAGAACCUGCUAAAGCAAGUCAAAGCCACUAACCUUUACUUCCUGCAGUGUCUCGGUGGCUCCUCGCUGUCCUCAGCAGCAGAGGGGAGAAAGGACAGAGGUGUCUCUGCAUGACCGAGUCUGAAUGCGUGCCUGUGGUUGCUUCUGUUUCAGGAACAGUUAGUGGGAGCUUGGAGGAUCUAAAUGUGUUGUUGUGGGAUCCCCAAACCAAAAGGGCCUGGAGAAGAAGAAGGGCCAGUGGCUGCGGCAGGCCAAUUUCAUUUCCUAGUGUGUGCCUCAUUCACAGGCUGUUUGGGGGCCCCAGCCAGUGAGUCCCUGAGACUGGGGUGUCUUCACAGGCAUUUUUUAACCAGGAGAGGCCUCCCACGCUCCUGUGAGCUUCACUGACUCUUUUGAACAGAAGUUUUGCUUGGUUCAGUGAUCAGGACUGCCGUUUCCAACCAGGCUGCGGGGUUGGAGGGAGGUCUUGUCACCCCUUCGCGCUCUCCCGAGUGUACCUCAAGCUGGAAGAAAGACUCUUAGCCUGUUCGGUGUUUGCCUGGCUGUGGGACACAGAGCGAGAAGAGGGAGACAUGCAGAUAUGUUGCAGCACAUUCGAGAAGGGGUUUUAGUAUGGAAGAUGCUGGAAUGGAAUUGUCUGAUGGCUAUAAAGUACAAGAGAAGAGAAGUGCCCCCAGCCGCCCCACUUCUACAGUUUCAGGACAGACUAGCAACCACUCAGGAAACAAACCAGAUCCCCCACCUGUGCUACGGGUUGAUGACCGGCAGCGGCUAGCCAGAGAACGCCGAGAGGAACGGGAAAAACAGCUAGCUGCACGAGAAACCGUCUGGCUAGAGAGAGAAGAGCGAGCCCGGCAGCACUAUGAGAGGCACCUGGAGGCAAGGAAGAAGAAGCUGGAGGACCAGCGGCUGAAGGAGGAGCGGAGGAGGGCUGCGGUGGAGGAGAAGAGGAGGCAGAGACUGGAGGAGGACAAGGAGCGCCAUGAAGCUGUUGUCCGACGGACGAUGGAAAGGAGCCAGAAGCCAAGACAGAAGUCUAACCGCUGGUCCUGGGGAAGCCCUCUCCACGGGAGCUCAAGCAUCCACAGUGGAGAUCCAGACAGGCGCUCAGUUUCCACCAUGAAUCUUUCGAAACAUGUUGAUCCUGUCAUUAGCAAGCGGCUCUCCUCCUCGUCUGCAACUUUGCUAAACUCUCCAGAUAGAGCUCGCCGCCUGCAGCUCAGCCCCUGGGAGAGCAGCGUUGUUAGCAGACUCCUGACGCCCACGCAUUCGUUCCUGGCCAGAAGCAAAAGCACGGCCGCCUUGUCUGGAGACACAGUUAUCCCCAUUUGUCCUCGUUCAGCAUCUUGCAGCCCCAUCAUCAUGCCCUUCAAAGCUGCACACUCUAGAAACCCAGUGGAUCGACCAAAACUCUUUGUAACACCGCCUGAGGGCUCUGCACGAAGGAGGACCAUUCAUGGACUAGCGAGCCAUAAAAGAGAGCGAGAAAGAGAACACAUUCCCUUCCACGUUUCCCCGGGCUCCCGUAGGACUCUGUCUCCAUCUAAUCUCAAAAUGAGGUCGCCGGCUCCAGCCCGCCUUUGGCUCCCAUCCAAGUCCAUGCCUCACUUGCCUGGUACUCCCCGGCCCGCAUCCUCCUUGCCUCCCGGCUCAGUCAGAGCUGCUUCCACUCAGGCCCACUCCUCGUCUCCUGGCAACAUCCGGCCUGUCAAGAGAGAAGUGAAAGUGGAGCCUGAGAAAAAAGACCCCGAGAGGAAAGUAACCAGUGAGCCGGCAGUCAAGGGCAGGGUGCCAUUAGUGAAGGUAGAGGAGGUCACCGUCGAAGAGGGAACAGCCGUGAAGUCACCUGACCCUGCUGCUCCAGCCUCGGCCCCCGUUGCAACCCCAGCCCCUGCUCCAGCAACGGACCCAGCCCCAGCCCCAGCCCCUGCACCAUCGUCCACUGUGACGACUGUCGGUGUAGUUCCUAAGACUUCCGCAGGCACCACCGACCCAGAAGAGGCUACGAGGCUGCUGGCUGAGAAGAGGCGUCUAGCCAGAGAGCAAAGGGAGAAGGAGGAGCGGGAGAGGAAGGAAAAGGAAGAACUGGAAAGACAAAAGAUAGAAGAAUUGGCCCGAAGGGUGGCUGAAGAGCGAAGUCGCAGGGAAGAAGAAGCCCGCAGACUGGAAGCUGAGCAGGCACGAGAGAAAGAAGAGCUGGCGCUGCGUCUGGCUGAGGAGGAGCGGGAGCGGUGGGAGAGGGAGGAGGUGGAGCGCAUGCAGAAGCAGAAAGAAGAAGAAGCCCGCGCCCGGGAGGAGGCAGAGAGGGCUCGGCAGGAACGAGAGAAGCAUUUCCAGAAAGAAGAGCAGGAGCGCCUGGAGCGGAAGAAGCGACUUGAAGAGAUUAUGAGAAGAACCAGGAGAACGGAGACAGCCGAUAAGAAAACCACUGAGCAAAGAAAUGGUGACAUAGCCAAAGGAGUUCUCACUGGAGAGACAGAGGUAUCUGCGCUGCCAUGUAUGGCCUCUCCAGGAAACAGAGAGUCUGCAGAGAGCCCACACGGAGUCGCUUUACAGCAAUCAGAAGUGACCACAGAGAGUUCUCCAGAUUUGGAAAAACAGCCAAAUGAAAAUGGAAUGUCUGUACAGAAUGAAAAUUUUGAAGAAGUUAUAAACUUACCUGUUGGAUCAAAAGCGUCCAGAUUAGAUGUCACCAGCGAGAACCCAGAAAUUCCUUUGAAACCAAUUUUGGCCUUUAAUGAUGAAGGGACACUUGGGCCCCUACCUCAGGUUGAUGGUGUGCAGACGCAACAGACCGCAGAAGUUAUAUGAGCAUUUCCUCUGAAGAACCAGAGCAAACGUUUUCUACAAUGAAUGGAAUUUCAGGCUCCAAAGGAGCCACUCCCUCCGGUUUUCUAAAGAGUUCCUGACCAUCAUUUUUAAAGGACGUAUUAAAGCCAGCUAAAGACAACAGACUCAGUAGCUUUCCUGAUCGUUUUCGCCAACAGAAAGAGAUGCUCCUUAAUCUGGUACCCUGAGAUGGCAUUUUCCAGUGUGUUCCUUCUUAGUAAAUCAAUAUUUUUCUGUGUUCUUUUAAAAAAAAAAAACAAAACGGCAUUUUAUUAUAAAAAGAAAUGGACUGGCAAGGCGUGAUUAUCACACAGAUUUUUUUUUUUUCAUUUUUAAACUUCAAUAUAUAAGAUUGGCAAAAAUACAAUACCUUUUACAAUGAAACACUUGCCAGUAAGUACCUCUUUGCCCUCCGGAGGGAGCGGAAGGCAUUUAAACAAAUGGGAUUGCUCAGAUAUUACUGCGAAAGCAGUUUGUAGAAGCAGAAGUAGCCAGGUUACCUGGCCCUCGUAAACACAGCUCAUCACGGGCAUCCUGCAGACCCUGCUGCCGCAGCCUUCGGAGACUCCUUUCACAGAACUACACUGGCAAGCUCGAAAAUGUGAAAACAUUUCUUUUUUUAGAGCAAGAAAAUAAUUUGCUGUCCUCUUUGUUUUCUGUUUUUGCUUUCCUACU